GCUUGUUUCUAGACCCACUUGGCUCUCAGACCUUGAGCUUCAUUAGUGGCAUCCCAGGUCACCGAGCGGGCCUUGAAGGUUACUCCCGAUCCCCCUCAUCGCUCGCCACCAUGAUCCUGUACCUGCUCGUCCCCGUUCUUAUACUCGCAGCAGGUAAUGAGGACUCCCAUGCAGCCAACAGGACACACAGGACAGAGGAAGAGCUGAGCAGAGCUGAGUGGGACCAGACCCUCAGAGAGACCCCCGCUAACAACAGUGCAAUAAAACCAGACAAUGUGACAUCCAGUUUGUACAAAGAGGAAAAAAGUCUAAUUGAAGAUGAGCUGCAAAACAACCAAACAUCUGGCGUGAUCCUAGAGGAUGAGGAGAUAUUUCAGGACCAGGAAAAUACGUAUGCAGCAAUGCUUUGCCAAGUGGACAUGCUGGAAGAGUACAGUCACAACUACUGUGGUGCAAUUUUUCACACUGAAAUGACGUCAAUCAGCAGAGAAAACUGGUGCGUGCUGGGAGAUAUAAUCAGAGCAUACAACAACAUGACCAUAUGCCUCGAGAGGCUGUCUAAUCUGGUCGGCUGCUAUUACCCAAACCCCACCAUCCAGGACUUCUUCCUCUACAUCCACUCCAGCUACUUCAUCAACUGCUCCAAGGAGGAGGUCCCGCUUGUGGAUGCUCCUCAAGGGAUGGUGAUCACCCUCACGCUCAUCCCUGUCAGCCUCAUCCCCUUACUGGUAUACAUGGUGGUUUGGAAAAGUAAUGUCCAAGAGUGAGUCGUGUUAGACCUGCAAUAAGCUCAGAGAACGGGUUAUAUAUGUGAGAAUCUGGUGCUUAUAUUGCAUAAUAAUCCAGUCUAGUAGGAAAUCAAAAGGAUGGUAAGUUAUGAAUGAGGGCAAAAAACCAUGCAUAUACAUGUGGGUGAGCUAACUCAAUUAAAAAUGUAAAAAUGUUACGUUUUGUGACAAUUUGGUGUAAUUCCUAAUUCUACCAGAGGGUGGCCAAAUGAAGCCUUGCGAACCAG
Messenger RNA from Etheostoma cragini (Arkansas darter), 1015 nucleotides. Its product is annotated as receptor activity-modifying protein 1-like. Bases 111 to 767 code for a protein of 218 amino acids. The record is from RefSeq and is a predicted model, not a curated record. Lineage: Eukaryota; Metazoa; Chordata; Actinopteri; Perciformes; Percidae. Gene Ontology annotation, molecular function: coreceptor activity. Gene Ontology annotation, cellular component: signaling receptor complex; membrane; cell surface. Gene Ontology annotation, biological process: receptor internalization; protein localization to plasma membrane; cellular response to hormone stimulus. The transcript has 5 exons.